Topomyia yanbarensis is the source of this 911-nucleotide messenger RNA. It is a transcript of the gene Arpc4, whose product is annotated as actin-related protein 2/3 complex subunit 4. Gene Ontology annotation, molecular function: actin filament binding. Bases 139 to 645 code for a protein of 168 amino acids. Gene Ontology annotation, cellular component: Arp2/3 protein complex; actin cytoskeleton. The record is from RefSeq and is a predicted model, not a curated record. The transcript is spliced from 3 exons. Gene Ontology annotation, biological process: Arp2/3 complex-mediated actin nucleation; actin filament polymerization. NCBI's taxonomy places the organism in Eukaryota, Metazoa, Arthropoda, Insecta, Diptera, Culicidae.
UCCCAACUGUCACACUGCAUGAGCUGUCGUCGGCCGAGAAAAAUAAUCAAAGGAACCGAAAUUCGCUAUCAGUGGGAGUGUAUUUUAGAUUUUUGUUGUUUAAUUUAAGGACAAAACCAGCACACGGGAAACAGCAGAAUGGCCGCAACGCUCAAACCUUAUCUGACUGCAGUCCGUCACACCCUGACGGCAGCGAUGUGUCUGACUAAUUUUUCCUCCCAGGUGGUCGAGCGGCACAACAAACCAGAGGUCGAAGUUCGCUCCAGCAAGGAACUGCUACUGACCCCGGUGGUCAUCUCCCGGAAUGAGAAAGAACGGGUGCUGAUUGAAACUAGCGUCAAUUCGGUGCGAAUCAGCAUCGCCGUCAAGCAGGCGGACGAGAUCGAAAAGAUCCUCUGCCACAAGUUCACCCGCUUUAUGAUGAUGCGGGCGGAGAACUUUAUCAUCCUGCGGCGGAAACCGAUCGAGGGUUACGAUAUCAGCUUCCUGAUCACCAAUUUUCACACCGAGCAAAUGUACAAGCACAAGCUGGUGGACUUUGUAAUUCACUUUAUGGAGGAGAUCGACAAGGAAAUUAGCGAAAUGAAGCUUGCGGUUAAUGCGAGGGCUCGUAUCUGCUCGGAAGAAUUCCUGAAACGGUUCUAGGGUCAGCCGGGCACAACAGAGCAAUGCAUUUAUCUUUUUCCCCCCGUGGCGCACGUUCGAGUUUAGCGAUUCAGAGUUGUUUUUGAAUUUUACGAGAAAGCUUUUAUUUUUAGGAAGUCUUAAUGCGGUUCCAAGGUACUACCCGAACAAAAGUCCCCAAAGCAAAGGCCGGCAUGCUGCGCACGCACGUUUGCACAUUAAGCUAAUACAAGUAUUAUAAAACGAUGUAGAAAUUCCAGUUUAAUCAAAAGCCAAAUUCCUGAUAA